This is a messenger RNA of Paramuricea clavata, 905 nucleotides long. Lineage: Eukaryota; Metazoa; Cnidaria; Anthozoa; Malacalcyonacea; Plexauridae. The record is from the annotation of a GenBank genome assembly.
ACACAGAGGUACAAUCUUAUGUCUUGCACUGUCCGGCAAUAUCCUAGCUUCAGGAUCAAGAGACAAAAGCGUCAAAGGUAACGAUAUUUCUCUAACGAUUUUCCGCUGACCAUUCUAUUCAUGGUUUGCAAUUGGUGUCAUGGCAGCCAAGUUGAAGCAAAACUAACAAAAGAGUCUCAUUAACGGUUAUUGUUAUAUAGCUAGGGUGAACACCAAACGUGAUUGGCUGAUUUGUGGUCACGUGACUUCAGAUAAAUGCUAUGUAUAUCCCGCCGGGCAACAAGUGAAAAAUUGUUGCCCGGCCGGCCGGCUACGUACAUAGACAAACAAAAUGGCGGCACAACUAGCAUAAUUGGAAACCACGAUUUUCCAAGUUUGUGUUCAAAUAAAGAAUGUGGAUAUGCUGCUGAAACCGUUUAAGUAGGUUCUUUUAAUUUUGAACUCGUUUACACUUUUGAGUUUUUGUCACGAAAUACAAUUGUUGUAUAAUGUUGUUGAAUGUCGAUUUUUGUUUUUCGCUAUAAUACAAAACGCUUAAUGUCUGCUCCCGAGGGAAAUAGUUUGUUUUGUUUUCCCGAGAGUCUCAAUGUUUGUCGAGGGAAACAUUGAGAUUCGAGGGAAAACAAAAUUGGUGUGUGUUUUCCUCCAACAUGGCUUUUGUCUUGUAAAUCUCAUUAAAUUUAUUGCAAACCAUCAAUAUGCAUUGCAUUUCUUGAGUGAAAAAUUCUGUUUCCUACAUUUUGUCGUUUUAUUUAGUAUGGAAUUUUGAAACGGGAAAAUGUCGGCGAACAUUUCGUCAUCGUCACGUUGUCCUCAGUGUUGAUGUGUCUGAUGAUCUUGUGGUCAGCGGUUGUGAAGGAUGGAAAGUGAAAGUUUGGGAUAUUGAAUCAGCAACGCUUGUUAAG